Messenger RNA from Anisakis simplex (herring worm), 1881 nucleotides. The record is from the annotation of a GenBank genome assembly. NCBI's taxonomy places the organism in Eukaryota, Metazoa, Nematoda, Chromadorea, Rhabditida, Anisakidae.
AUGAUUCAGAUGCGAACACUGGGAACGCAGCGUGCGUUAAGUGGUGCUGGCAGUAGUACGCCUAGUGAAGAAGGCUUCGUUAGUGGUUGCUUUUCACUAUUCGACAUUCAGCAAUCCACCAACCACCAAAACUCUCUGCAGCAGAAGUGCUGUUCUGAAAGUGGAGCAUCAUAUGGUGAAAAUGAACGUAGUGCGAUGCUUGUUGCCCACGAUAUGACUGAGCGAAUAACAUCUGAGAGUAUGCUCUCUGCAGCACCACUUCAGUAUGUUGUUGAUGCAACAUCGACCCAGUUGCCGGGUUCAUGGUUCUAUGAGAUCGGCUCUGACGAAACUUCUGGCUCACCAACUGGGGAAUUUCACGAUGAGUUCAGAUCUGCGCUCUCACUUGGAGCUAGAAAUGUGACAGAAAGCGUUGAGGUACCAAGCAGCGAACACGUUGCAGAAAUUGUCGGUCGUCAAGGGUGCAAAAUCAAAGCAUUACGUGCUAAAACGAACACUUACAUCAAAACACCAGUUCGAGGAGAAGAACCUGUAUUUGUGGUAACUGGCAAACCUGAGGAUGUUGCUGAUGCAAAACGGGAGAUUGAAUGUGCAGCUGAACAUUUCACACAGAUUAGAGCUAGUCGAAGACAUAGUCAAGGAGGUGCACCUGCUCCCGGACAUAUUACAGCUUAUGUUAGGGUACCUUUAAGAGUGGUUGGACUCGUCGUUGGACCAAAAGGGGCAACAAUCAAGCGUAUACAGCAAGACACACACACCUAUAUAAUAACACCAUCUCGCGAGCGUGAACCAAUUUUCGAAGUGACUGGCUUACCACACAAUGUUGAUGCAGCAAGGCGUGAAAUUGAACAGCACAUCUAUCAACGUACAGGAAAUAUGCCAAUCACCGAUCCGAAUGCCUCCAUUCAGUCUUAUGAUAUUCAGGGAAAUGUCACAUCAACGGGUAGCAUUCGUUCAUCUGGAAUGAAUUAUAGUGCUCUUGCUCAACAACCAAUUCGAAGACAGUCUACCGUUGAGUCCCUCACAAAUGGCACUGCGAGUGGCUCACUGUUGUCAAAUGAUUUGCACAAGUCCACUGCAAAUGAUCUCUUUUUCGACGUAUCUGCGUUCAAUAAAUUGAUUCAGCAGUCACACGGUUGUGGUGUAUCAUCAUCAGGUUCACCGCCUCCAUCAGGCUCAGCGCCAACAUCAGCUUCGAAUUGUUACCAGUCCUCAUCAUCAGCUGCAUCAACUGGCAGUUGCAGUAUCAGUAGUGGUAGUGGAAGCAGUAGUGUAUCAUCGUCUCAUUUGUUAUAUAAUGCUCUCGAUCUUUGCUCAUUGAACGCAUCGACACUACUCAAUAAAACAACAUCUCAGGUGGUAAUCCCCCCCCAAACACAGCAACACUUCAUCUCUGACAAUGCAUUAUUAUCAUCACAUAACUCCACACCUACACCAGCUCAUUAUCAGCCUUGGUCAGCUGUCUAUUCAUCUGCUGGUUUAACUGCUUCUAGUGCUACUACUGGCAGUUCACAGGACUUCAACACGAAUCAGACGUCUACGAACAAUGCUCUAAUCACAAAUACGCAUUCGGCAGCAAUUCCAUUCUUGAGUUCGUCUUCAAGACCGUCACUAGGUUCUAUAUUAGCGAACAUGGCUGGUGGAUGCAGUGGUGCGUCGAAUGAUUGUGCCUCGUUCACUACCCAACAUUCUUCAUCACUUAGAGAUGAAGGCAUCGGUGAAUCACCAAGCUUCAACGUUGGUGCAUUAGGAGCAAAAAACAAUGAUCCAUACCACUUAAUGAUGGCAUCCAUUUGGUCGGAUCUUGAAGGAACGACUCGUGAACAACCACCAUCGGCAGCCACCACUUCAGUUGAUAAUACGGCUGUUGCUACUGCGUAG